AUGGGUCUCACCUCCCAACUGAUUCCAACCCUGGUCUGCUUUCUAGCAUUUACCAGCAACUUCAUCCACGGACACAAGAGGGAUGUUGCCUUACUGGAGAUCAUCAGAACACUGAACAUCCUCACAGCGAGAAACGAUUCAUGCAUGGAGCUGACUAUAGAAGACACCUUCGCUGCCCCAAAGAACACAGCCGAGAAGGAAACCUUCUGCAGGGCUGCAAAUGCGCUUCGGCAGUUCUAUAAAGAGCACAAGUGCUGGCGCAGACUUCUGAGCAGACUUGACAGGAACCUCAGCAGCAUGGCAAACACGACCUUCUGUCCUAUGAAGGAGGCCAAGAAGAGCACAUUGAAAGACUUCCUGGAAAGGCUAAAGAUGAACAUGAAAAGGAAAUACUCAAAGUAUUGA
Molecule: messenger RNA, 405 nt
Organism: Manis pentadactyla (Chinese pangolin)
Lineage: Eukaryota; Metazoa; Chordata; Mammalia; Pholidota; Manidae
Gene: IL4
Product: interleukin 4
Exons: 4
Coding region: 1-405 (134 amino acids)
Biological process (GO): positive regulation of interleukin-13 production; positive regulation of tyrosine phosphorylation of STAT protein; microglial cell activation
Cellular component (GO): extracellular region
Molecular function (GO): growth factor activity; cytokine activity; interleukin-4 receptor binding
Source: RefSeq, a predicted model, not a curated record